Molecule: messenger RNA, 3940 nt
Organism: Trichechus manatus latirostris (Florida manatee)
Lineage: Eukaryota; Metazoa; Chordata; Mammalia; Sirenia; Trichechidae
Gene: RBM45
Product: RNA binding motif protein 45
Exons: 10
Coding region: 125-1549 (474 amino acids)
Molecular function (GO): RNA binding
Source: RefSeq, a predicted model, not a curated record
CGGGCUCAUCCAUCUUCCGGAGGCGGAGCGCCGGCCCCGCAGCCGCUGGUUGUGCGAACGCUGCCGUUGCUGGCAGUGAGGAAGCAGCUAGGACUGAGGGCUUUCCGCGCCGGGGUGGAGCGCCAUGGACGAAGCUGGCGGCUGUGCGAGCGGUGGAGGCUUCCGCCCGGGCGUAAACAGCCUCGAUGAGCCGCCUAACAGCCGCAUCUUCCUGGUGAUCAGCAAGUACACGCCUGAGUCAGUGCUGAGGGAGCGAUUCUCGCCCUUCGGCGAGAUCCAGGACAUCUGGGUGGUGCGGGACAAACACACCAAGGAGUCCAAGGGCAUCGCCUUCGUCAAGUUUGCCCGCAGCUCGCAGGCCUGCAGAGCCAUGGAGGAGAUGCACGGCCAGUGCCUCAGCCCCAACGACACCAAGCCCAUCAAGGUCUUCAUUGCUCAGUCCAGAUCAUCUGGAAGUCACCGAGAUGUUGAAGAUGAAGAACUUACAAGAAUCUUUGUUAUGAUACCAAAGUCCUACACAGAAGAAGAUCUACGGGAAAAAUUUAAGGUAUAUGGAGAUAUCGAGUAUUGCAGCAUUAUUAAGAAUAAAGUCACUGGAGAAAGUAAAGGUUUGGGCUAUGUGCGAUACUUAAAACCAUCACAAGCUGCCCAAGCAAUAGAAAACUGUGAUCGAAGUUUUAAGGCAAUAUUGGCUGAACCUAAAAAUAAAGCAUCUGAAUCCUCUGAACAAGAUCAUUAUAGUAGUAUGAGGCAGGAGACUUUGGGACAUGAACCUAGAGUAAAUAUGUUUCCAUUUGAACAACAACCUGAAUUCGCAAGUUUUGAAAAGAAUGACAACAGAGGCCAGGAAGCUAUCUCUAAACGCUUGUCGGUUGUAUCAAGAGUUCCUUUCACUGAGGAGCAGCUUUUCAGCAUUUUUGAUAUAGUACCAGGAUUGGAAUAUUGUGAAGUUCAACGAGAUCCUUAUUCAAAUUAUGGUCAUGGAGUGGUUCAGUAUUUUAAUGUAGCGUCAGCUAUUUAUGCAAAAUACAAGUUACAUGGAUUUCAGUACCCUCCUGGAAAUCGAAUAGGUGUUUCCUUCAUUGAUGAUGGGAGUAAUGCAGCAGAUCUCCUUAGAAAAAUGGCAACACAGAUGGUAGCAGCACAGCUUGCAUCAAUGGUGUGGAAUAACCCAAGUCAGCAGCAAUUUCUGCAAUUUGGAGGAAGUUCUGGAUCACAGUUGCCUCAAAUCCAAACAGAUGUUGUACUUCCAUCAUGCAAAAAAAAAGCCCCUCCGGAAACUCCUGUGAAAGAAAGACUUUUUAUUGUGUUUAAUCCUCAUCCUUUACCCUUAGAUGUAUUAGAGGAUAUAUUCUGUCGUUUUGGUAACCUGAUCGAAGUUUACCUUGUGUCAGGAAAAAAUGUGGGGUAUGCCAAGUAUGCAGAUAGAAUAAGCGCUAAUGAUGCCAUUACAACUUUACAUGGAAAGAUCCUGAAUGGGGUCAGGCUUAAAGUUAUGCUGGCAGAUUCCCCAAGAGAAGAAUCUAACAAACGGCAAAGAACUUACUGAUACUUGAGAACAGAGACUAAAUAAUGACAUAAUCCUCAGCUGACUGACUGAAAAUGUGACUGGACGCACUCCUUGUGGACAGUUGACAGCUUUUUUUUUCAUAUAACCUGAUAGUCUGUGCACAACAUUGUUUUGUCUGGGGAGCAGGGAUUGCUGACAUGUAUUUUCUAAUCCACACAUUAAUGCUAAAACUAAUAUAGUAGUUGUUUCAUAGAACAAUAUGUUGUUAAUGUGUAGCAGAAAUAAAGUUUUCUUUGCUUAACUAAGUCAUGCCUUAUUUAUGUGAAAGACGAGAAUGAAAAAAUUUAAUAGACAUUGUUUAGAAUUUUAUUAAAUGACAUAUUUCAUUGAUUUUGAGACGCACAUUCUUUCACAUUUUAAUGCCACUGAUAUUAGAAACAUCUUAAUUAAUUGUGUGUCAUAGUGCGAUCGACAACCUUUUUCUUAGUAGAAUAUAAAGGUGCUUCUUUCAAUCAGUUGCAUCUUAGAGUCAAUGAAAUAUGGUAAUUGCUAUUCAGUCUACACAUGCAGGUUAACUACUUAUUCUAAGAAGAAGAUCCAAAAGACAUAUCAUUAGAAGUAUUUUUAUCCUGUAUUUUUAGAGUUACACCAAAAUUUGUUGGUAAUUUUCUAAAGAUCUUUCAAGAUUAUAGAGCAGAGCAAUAGUGAUAAAAGUGAAAAAAUUAAAAGUUAUGAUGGUAAUAAGUUUAAAUAAAUGAUAGAGGCUUUGGGGGUGGACAUUUUUCCCUUAUAAAUACAGAAGUGUAAUGACCACUGCAAAAAUAUAACAUGUAAACAGUUUUCAAGACAUACUAUGAUAAGUGUAAUAAUGUCAAAGUUAAAGAUUAAAAUUUUCAUUAGGAACCUAUUCUGCUUAUGUUUUGAAAACCUAAGAAAAAAUUUUAUCAGCUCUUGAGUAAACAAUAUGUAUGAAAAAUGGUACAUUUAAAUCAAGCACUUGGCACCUUAAAAAAAGAUAUUUAUGGUAUAUAAUUGUUAAAACAUCACUUAAUUAUCUCCUUAUUAUGUCUGUCACAUUCUCAGUUCAACUAAAAGUAGGGGAAGAUUAAAUUCACUGAACAUAGUAGAGUAUUUCAUGCUGCAACAUCCCUCCACUGAAAAAUUUAAAUCCUUUUUUUGAAUCAGUAAUUUUAGUAAAUUUCAGUAAGAAAAUCCACUCUUAUCUUCCCAGGUAGGACUUACUGAAUAAUAAUUGAACCAAGGAUCUUUCUGUGGGUGAAAGGACAUAUUUAAAAAUGAAAGCAAAUUCUCUUUAAAAAUCAAAAACCUGAAUCAGGAGAAAUGAGGAUUAAUUAGCAACAGAUAGAUUUGUUCAGCCCAAACUCAUUUACUGCACACCUAGUUCAGUUUUCACAGAUUGGAGUUUAAUUGGACCUUAAAAGUUAUCUGCCUCUGUCGCCCAAGUAAUGCUUGAAUUCCCUCAAAAAUAUUCUUGCCAGGUCAUUAAACAGAGCAAAAGUAAUAGUUAAUAGGCAGGGAGCACUCUACUUUCUACUUGAGUCCGUUGCAGCUUUGGUUAAUCCUCAUAAUUGAGAUAAAAUUUGAUUCUGUUCAAUUUUCACCCAUUAGUCUUCUAAGUUUUCCAUUGGGCCAUAUAGAAGCUGAAUCUCUCAAAUGGUAGCUAUUAUAUAACCUCCUGCGCUCUAUACAUUUUCUGUUCAAAUUAUAUAAUCCCAGUUUCUCCAGCAUUUCCUGCAUUUAAGGUUGGCCAGCCAUUGUCAGCAAACAGCUGUGAUUUUGCUAAGGUUCCUCGUACAGGUUUCUAUCCUCGAGUCCUUCAUGUAAGUUCUAAAUAGACUUGUAUAAUACCUCUCUGCCUAUAAAGCACUUCUUUAAUUUUUCAGUGCAAUCUUCUGUUUUAUGUUCUUGAUCCCAGUUACAUGUCUCAAUGAACAGUGCUUUACUGUGCAUUUAAUUUUAAUCUCAACCAUUUAGACUUAGAUGCUUUUCUGUCUCUUGAAGUUGAUCCCUAAAACUUUUUAAGAGCCAGAAUGUCACAUUUUUCUUAAAAAUGAAGAAAGUCUAGAACCUGAGAAAAAACAUCAAACUACUGCUUCUGUCUUCACCUAAACAUUUACUUCUCAAAUGCAGUAUAAGAACGUAAUAUAUGGAUAUUUAGAUGUUCUACGUAUGUCAGUUAUUAAAACUGCUGACUUGGUGAGUUUUUAUUAGAUAUAAGUUGCUUGGAGACCUGGUGGCAUAGUGGUUAAGAGUUCAGCUGCUAACCAAAAUGUUGGCAGUUCAAAUCCCCCAGCCACUCCUUGGAAACCCUAUGGGACAGUUCUACUCUGUCCUAUAGGGUCGCUAUGAGUCGGAACCAAAUAGAUGGCAGUUAACAAGAAUAAUAGUUGCUUAAUUAAAAAAAAAAAA